AUGGCAAGCAGAGUACCGCACACGAACGAAAUGUCUCCAACGGUACAAACGGAAGCGGACAUCGAGUCGGCAGUAACAGUCAAAGCAGCUGAAGAAGUGGACGUCCCCGUAUCGGAAGAUCGCAAGGAUCGUGGAUUGCAGGGUUCCUUCCCCGCAGAGCAACUACCGGGCAACAUUACCAUCGUCAUCGAUGCGGAACGCCACAAUGUUGCCGACGAUAGUGGCGGUGGAACCAGCGGCAAUCGGAACAACAACAGUGCUAGUAUGAAGUGUCUCAAUUUUUCCACAUCGCCCCCAUCCGUACGCGAUUCGCAUGCGUCUGCCAGGGGUUGCAUCUCGACGACCGCGACGGAUACGACCGGGACGCGGGACGGUGGGCAGGAUACGUCCACACCAUUAGAUAGUGCAAAGAGUAAUCAAUUCGUCAAUCAUAGCUUUAGCUGCAGGGAGAUGGGUACCAGCGGUUCCGUGGUGGUCAGCGAAGGGCCUGCCGCAUCGCCACCGGGGAUGGAGCUGGCUCGGGGGUUUGCCGAUGUGGUGCGCGUGUCCACCAGCGUCCCGCAGCCAGUAACGAUUCAGAUCGAGCCCGGUACGGGCGGUGGCAGGGGAGCGACAGGUACUAGUUUCCACUACGCAACAGCAGCGGCCGUGGCGGCUGUGGCGAUGACCGCGGCAGCAGCAGCGGCGGCCGCUGUUUCCUCCAGCAGUAAACCAUCCCAUUGUAAUACCGCAUCCGGUGACGGUGAACCUUUGCCACCCAUCGUUGAACCAAUGGCGCCUGCCAACCCUGCCGCUGAUCCCGUGCAUUACCAUCCUAUGAUAACCAUCAGCGACCAUAACGAUGACGCCACUACUAACCCUAACCGUACUAACCCAACAACCGUGCAUGCACCGUGUGAAGAAGCGGACCCCAUUACCAAACCCUGUGAUAAAGACUACCACUAUCAGCAUUACCAUCAUUCUAAUCCAACAACCGUUGUUAUGCCUUUCGUGUCCACUAACGUGCCGCUCGAUGCAGAUCGAUGCGACGAAACUACUAACGUCCCAUCAUCCGUCGGCAACCAAUACCACCCGUUCGUAACCACCACUACCACUACCGCCGGUAGUAGCAGUGUCACCAUCCCCAACGCCAUGUCCAUCACUAACACCGGGAUGGUGGGAAGAUCCAGCAAACCGCCUCUCCAUAGCUACCAGCAGCACUAUCAAAGCUACCACCACCAGCAGCAGAUUUCCACGGACGGCCAAUCGGCCCGGGGAAAUCAAUGUGCGGUUGGUGGUGGUGGUGCAGUGUCGAUGGUGGCCGGCGGUGGCACAUAUCGGUCGCAUAGUGCACGCUUUAUGACGCAGCACAUUAAAAUCCUUCCCAAAACUCAAUCCCUCGAUUUGGCAGAUAAUGACGACAUGCUGGAAGCUUCCAACCGGUCCGAAUCGCAGCUCGAGAUUAGUGCCGCCGGCAUCGUGCCGCCCGGGUUGAAAGGGCGUGUCUUGCCCAAGCUGCAAACGCUUGACCAAACGAGUCGUCCGAUUUAUCCGAAUGUGCCCUACAGUCCGUACAACAGCCCGUACGGCAGUCCCCGCAGUGGCCGGCGACGAACACCGCUGCGCGAAUCGAGGCGCGUUUCGAUCGAACAGUCGGGGAGUUUCCUGCAGCUUAACCAGUACAAACUGUUGGAUCAGAUCGGACAGGGUUCGUACGGUUUGGUGAAGCUGGCGUACUCGGAGGAAGAUUCCACACACUAUGCGAUGAAAAUCUUGUCGAAAAGAAAACUGCUCCGCAAGGCAGGUCUGAUGCGCCGGGGACCGAAGCGCGGUACUUCGCCCUUGGAUCGGGUUUACCGUGAGAUUGCCGUGCUGAAGAAGCUGGACCAUCCGAACGUAGUGAAGCUGGUGGAAGUGCUCGACGAUCCGCUGGAGGAUUCGCUCUAUCUAGUCUUCGAAUUGGUGCAACAGGGCGAAGUGUUGAGCAUACCGACCGACACUCCCCUGAGCGAGGAACGUGCCUGGAAUGUUUUCCGAGACGUGCUGCUGGGUGUCGAAUAUCUACACUAUCAGCGCAUCAUCCACGGGGACCUGAAGCCGGCAAAUUUGUUACUUUCCGAUUCUGGCAGUGUCAAAGUGGCCGACCUGGGCGUCUGCAACGAGUUUCUCGGUGAAGAUGCCGCCAUGAACAAUGGGUCAACGGCGGGGACACCAGCGUUCCGGGCCCCCGAAACGCUGCUACCCGGGCAACACUUCUACAAUGGCAAGGCGGCCGACAUCUGGGCGCUUGGGGCCACCCUGUUCUCGUUGGUGCACGGCAAUGUGCCGUUCAUUGCCACCUCGGUGCCGGGUGUGUACGAGAAGAUAAAGAACGACCCACUGGAGUAUCCGGCGAACAGCGGCAUCAGCGAGGAGCUACGUGAUCUGAUAAGCCGUAUGCUGGACAAGGAUCCACAGCAACGUAUAACGCUGCCACAGAUCAAGGAACACACGUGGCUCACCAGGCACGACAGCGUCCGGAUUCCGACGGAGGAAGAAAACUGCCGGCUGGUGCAGAUCAACGACGAGGAUAUGAAUAGCGUGGUCAAAAGCAUACCGAAGCUGGACACCCUAAUACUGAUAAAGACCAUGCUGAAGAAACAUUCGUUCCAGAAUCCAUUCACCAAAGGCAUAUCGGGUCGGGCACCACAGGCGGGUGGAUCUCGACUGGAGCGUUUUUGUCGCUCGGGGCGAUCCAACUCAGCCCCUGGUGACUACCACACCUCCGAACGACAACCUUCCAACGAAUCGCUCCUUCCGUCAGUCACGGAAGGUGUGACAAGCCCACUGGGCAGCCCGGAUCCCACUACCGGCAGCAUCAUCUCCGAGCUGGAUAGCCUCACCCUUCGGUCGGACAUUUCCAACCCAUCGUCCAGCACCGACAACGAUACCACUACGGUAAAAAUUAUCACCACUCCGCCAGAGUAG
Molecule: messenger RNA, 2946 nt
Organism: Anopheles marshallii
Lineage: Eukaryota; Metazoa; Arthropoda; Insecta; Diptera; Culicidae
Exons: 5
Coding region: 1-2946 (981 amino acids)
Biological process (GO): protein phosphorylation; positive regulation of protein kinase activity; intracellular signal transduction
Cellular component (GO): cytoplasm
Molecular function (GO): calmodulin binding; ATP binding; calcium/calmodulin-dependent protein kinase activity
Source: RefSeq, a predicted model, not a curated record